Nerophis lumbriciformis (worm pipefish) is the source of this 2052-nucleotide messenger RNA. The record is from RefSeq and is a predicted model, not a curated record. Lineage: Eukaryota; Metazoa; Chordata; Actinopteri; Syngnathiformes; Syngnathidae.
AUGGCGGUCAAGGUGCAAUCAACCAAACGUGGGGAUCCAAAUGAGCUGAAAGCAAUCUUCCAGAAGUACGCCAGCGAAGUGGACAAAGAUGGAGAGAGGUUCAUGACGCCAGCAGACUUUGUCCAGAAGUAUCUGGGCCUGCAAACACAGAUCCACCACAACCCCAAAACUGUACAACUUCUGGCUGCCGUGGCUGACACCACCAAAGACGGGCUCAUCUCAUUCCAGGAGUUUCUUGCUUUUGAGUCCGUGUUGUGCGCACCUGACGCUCUCUUCAUAGUUGCCUUCCAGCUGUUCGACAAGACCGGAACUGGAGACAUUUCCUUUGAGAAUGUGCGGGACAUUUUCAGCCAGACGACAGUGCACCACCAUAUUCCCUUUAACUGGGACUGUGAGUUCAUCCAUUUGCACUUUGGGCAGAAUCGGAAAAAACGUCUCAACUACCUCGAGUUCACGCAGUUCCUGCAGGAGCUGCAAUUGGAGCACGCCAGACAGGCCUUCGCCCAAAAGGACAAGGAGAAGAAUGGAGUCAUCUCCGCUUUGGAUUUCAGUGACAUUAUGGCCACCAUCAGACAUCACAUGCUCACACCCUUUGUGGAGGAAAACCUUGUUUCAGCAGCAGGUGGAAGCAUCUCUCACCUGGUCAGCUUCUCUUACUUCAAUGCCUUCAACUCGCUCCUUAACAACAUGGAGCUUAUCCGCAAAAUCUACAGCACACUGGCCGGUUCCUGGAAUGACACACUCGUCACCAAAGAGGAGUUUGUUCAUGCUGCCAACAAGUUUGGUCAAAUCACACCAAUGGAAAUUGACAUCUUGUACCAGUUAUCAGCCCUGCACUCCCCCUCAGGGCGUCUGAAUCUUGCUGACAUUGAGAGAAUAGCUCCGCUAGAAGAAGGAAGUCUUCCAUAUAACCUGGCCGAAACCCAAAAACAGUCUCAGGUUCAAGGGGACAGUUCAAGACCCGUGUGGCUCCAAGUCGCAGAAUCCGCUUACAGGUUCACUUUAGGCUCCAUUGCUGGAGCCACCGGCGCCACGGCGGUCUACCCGAUCGACUUGGUAAAGACCCGAAUGCAGAACCAGAGGUCUACGGGCUCUUUUGUCGGGGAGCUGAUGUACAAAAACAGCUUUGACUGCGCUAAGAAGGUGCUUCGCUAUGAAGGCUUUUUUGGCUUCUACAGAGGUCUGGUCCCUCAGCUGAUUGGCGUGGCGCCCGAGAAGGCCAUCAAACUCACUGUGAAUGAUUUUGUACGAGACAAGUUCACCGACAAGGACAACUCCAUUCCUUUGCUGGCAGAGAUCUUGGCCGGUGGCUGCGCCGGAGGCUCCCAGGUGAUCUUCACCAACCCUCUGGAGAUCGUCAAGAUCCGCCUGCAAGUGGCAGGCGAGAUCACCACCGGGCCUCGAGUCAGCGCGCUCAACGUAGUGCGAGACUUAGGCUUCUUUGGGCUCUACAAGGGAGCUAAAGCCUGUUUCUUGAGGGACAUCCCCUUUUCGGCCAUCUAUUUCCCCGCGUACGCUCACCUCAAGUCCACCAUGGCUGACGAACAAGGUCGGCUGGGCCCCUUGCAGCUUCUCACUGCUGGAGCAAUCGCAGGUAUCCCCGCGGCCUCGCUGGUGACGCCGGCCGACGUCAUCAAGACUCGCCUGCAAGUGGCCGCCCGGGCGGGUCAGACCACUUACUCCGGAGUCAUCGACUGUUUCCGGAAGAUCAUGCGGGAGGAAGGCUUUCGAGCUCUCUGGAAGGGAGCAGGAGCUCGAAUGUGCCGGUCAUCCCCCCAGUUUGGUGUGACUUUGGUGACCUAUGAACUCUUACAGAGGUGGUUCUACAUUGACUUUGGGGGACAUCGGCCAUCAGGAUCGGAGCCCACGCCAAAGUCUCGUAUCUCGGAACUCCCUCCCAUCAACGCAGAUCACGUGGGAGGCUACCGUCUGGCCGCCGCCACCUUCGCCGGAGUGGAGAACAAAUUCGGCCUCCACCUGCCCAAAUUCAAGUCUUCGGGCGUGGUGUCCAUUCACCCCCCGGAACCCGCCGCUCCCCCUAAGUCCUCUUAG